AUGCAUUUUCUCGAUCUUUUGUGGCUUUUCGCUGUUGCAAAAGCACUCAUUAUCACGCAAAAUACAAUUCAAACCAAUCCUUUUAGUAUUCUAACCGGCAUUACCGUUCAACCAGGAAUCUCGUAUGUGCUCCUAGAACCCGUUGGAACUAUCGUCGGCGAUCUUCUUAACAAUGGUAAAUUUUACAAAACUUCUUUUAACCCAAAUUAUGAUAAGAGUCAAUUCUCCAUGACAACGCCUUCUUUCACCAACAAUGGAUUGAUGCUUUUGAACAACGCUGGUUUAGGAAACCCGACCUUUCCUGGGAUCAACGCGGACAAUUUCUUAAACACACAAGAGUUGUUUUUGGCAUCCAAUGUUCUGUCAUAUCAAGUGUCGUAUUUGCACUACAUAUACGUCACUAAUACGUUCGUCAAUACCGGAUCGAUGGUUAUUUCAUCUAAUGUUGCUCUUGGGCUGGCUGGCGCUUAUAUUGUCGGUCCUCCAGCUGCAACUAUUCGUAACGAUGCUUCUAUAUGUGUUGUGUCGGCUGCCUUUGCUAUCUAUGCAGAUUUCAGUGGGUCCGGAUGUAUCUUUAUCGGCCCGAAUGGAUAUGUUUCCGUUGAUACCUACCUGUUCAGCAACUCGGUCCAUCUUGCGGGACCAGGCGCAACGCUUCAAAUUAACCCCGUACCAGGUAAAUUCAUUCUGUUAUUCGUUUUUGGCUUCAGAGAUAGCAAUAAAAUUGAAAUUCGCGGAAUCAUACCAAUUCUUGCCUACAAUCCAGCGACUGGUGUCUUGACUAUCUCCAGUUUCCUCAAUCCGCAGAUUCAGGUGUCUCUUACAAUUGGACCAGGUUAUUCCCAGGGUCUGUUCCAGUUUGACAACACUACGAACCUUCUCUCUUACCUCGCAACAGUGCCUUCUCGCCCAGUUCCUGCUAUGUGUUCCUGUUCAACUGCGCUCCCAAUUGUUCCAACUUCAUUUCCCUCCUCUUCAAGCUCCGGUUCGAGCUCUAGCUCAUCUUCAUCGUCAACAAGCUCUAGUUCUAGCUCAAGUUCAACUUCAACUUCUAGUUCUAGCUCAAGUUCAACUUCAACUUCUAGUUCUAGUUCUAGCUCUAGUUCUAGCUCUGGCUCAAGCUCCAGCUCUGGCUCAAGCUCAAGCUCCAGCUCUGGCUCAAGCUCAAGCUCCAGCUCUGGCUCAAGCUCUUCUUCAAGCUCUGGCUCAAGCUCUUCUUCAAGCUCUGGCUCAAGCUCUUCUUCAAGCUCCAGUUCUACUUCAGGCUCCAGCUCUACCUCUAGCUCCAGCUCCAAUUCUGGCUCUGGCUCUAGUUCUGCUUCAAGCUCUAGCUCUUCCUCUACUUCCUCCGGGUCCAACUCGAGCACCAAUUCUGGCACCUCUAGUUCCAGUUCGUCGUCUUCCACAAGCCCUACUUCUUCUACUGGUAGUUCUUCAUCUCAAGUGAACCCAACCUCUAGGUCUCGGAGCUCUGAUUCAUCGUCAGGCACAAGUGACCCUACUUCAACUAUAGUUCCAACGUCUUCAACAACUGACAGAACUUCAAGUUCAAGCACCACUUCUGGCUCUGUAGACCCUGCUUCAAGUACUUCGUCCACUAAUCCAGUGUUGCCUCUGACUUCAUUCAGUUACGGGAAUCUGUCUUCAAUUUCGACCACGUCUCCAUUUCCAACAACCUCAACUGGCUCUGCUUCUAUCACAUCAAGUGCGGACUCUCGGCUGUCAACGCAACGUACAGACACCAUUUUCUCUUAUUCCACUUCCUUGAUCACUAUCACUUCAUGCACCAGCCUCAGCUGUCGUGUCACUCCCUCUCCAGUGAUUGUGUACAUCACAACAGUGACUCAAUACAAUGGUGUUGUCAGCUACACUACGUAUUGUCCUGUUGAAUCUUUCUCUGCAACUAAAAAAUCAGCUUCUGGUAAGACUGGCUCCCUUAGUUCGGCCGCUACGGCAGGCGGAGCAUCUACAGCAUUGACUCUGGUGAUCAGUACUUCUUCCACUACCGUUCCAGCUCCAUCAGCAUCCAUCAACAGCAAUUCGUUCGUCGGCUCUGGAACUAGAAGCCAGGCUACUUUCUUCCUGCUUCUUCUUUCGUUAAUGGUCUUCGUUUAG
This is a messenger RNA of Australozyma saopauloensis, 2115 nucleotides long. RefSeq lists its product as uncharacterized. The transcript has a single exon. The record is from RefSeq and is a predicted model, not a curated record. NCBI's taxonomy places the organism in Eukaryota, Fungi, Ascomycota, Pichiomycetes, Serinales, Metschnikowiaceae. The coding region runs from base 1 to 2115 and encodes 704 amino acids.